Messenger RNA from Trichogramma pretiosum, 1577 nucleotides. Its product is annotated as syntaxin-like. Gene Ontology annotation, biological process: intracellular protein transport; exocytosis; vesicle fusion. The record is from RefSeq and is a predicted model, not a curated record. Gene Ontology annotation, molecular function: SNARE binding; SNAP receptor activity. Bases 457 to 1491 code for a protein of 344 amino acids. Gene Ontology annotation, cellular component: plasma membrane; endomembrane system; SNARE complex. Lineage: Eukaryota; Metazoa; Arthropoda; Insecta; Hymenoptera; Trichogrammatidae. The transcript has 8 exons.
AUGAUAUCUAGAUUUUUCUAAAAAUUAAACACGCUUUAACAACAUAAUGAUUUCACAUUCGGGCAAUUCAAUCAAAAGACUGAAGUCCUAAAAUAAGUGUUCAUUUCCUAUUGGGGCCACUUUCCGUGUCUCGGCAGUACUUGUUACUAGAAGCGCUAAAUCGUGCCAUUCUAGCAUAAGUCGAACAUAUGAUACGCGCUUUUAUCGUGAUACUCUUACAAAAACAAUCGAACUAUUCUAAUCUACGAAUUUGCCAUUCAUGAAAUAUGCUAGUCCGCUUGAGAUGUAGUAACAAGUAUGUGAUUGAAAAAAAGCCCUACACAAAGUGCCUACACAGAUACUGUUUGCGUUUAAAUAAAGCCUAUUUGUGUUUAUCAAUGAUGAUGAUCGUGCGCGGUGCAGGUGUGAGAUAAGAAAACGAUAAAAAACUUGGUUUGGUUCAGUAAGUCGGCCAGCAUGACGAGAGAUCGUAUGCCAGACUUGUGCGCUGCACGUAAAGGAAUUACAACGACGACAAGUGGGGGCUUUCUUAAAAAUGUUCACGGACAGAUUAAGCCGAAUAAAAAACUUCACGAUCUUCUGAAUAACGUUCAAGAGAUUCGAGAACUUAUUAAUGUUAUGAUCGAAAAUAUACUAAUUGUAAAAAAAAUACACAAAGAUGCCGGUCAGCACGGAAACAAAGAAAUUCGGAAAGAAUUGGAUACUCGUACUUCGACAAUCAGUCAGUUAGCACAUAGGAUACACGGAAAAUUAAAAGGAAUUGGUAAAGAUAUAUCUCAUGAAGACGAUAUAACAUUUAGUACAGCACGAGAUGGAUCCGCUUACAACAGAAUUAGAAUUUUACAAUACGUAACGUUGUCCAAAUCGUACACGGAGACAAUGCAUGAUUACAAUGAAAACUUGUUGAAAUAUCAUGACCGAUGCGCAAACCUAUUAAAAAAACAACGACGCCUUGUGAGAAAACAUGUUAAAAGCGAAGAACUGGAUAGUAUGCUUGACACAGAAGACACGAAUUUAUUUGUUGAUAAUAUUUUAGAAGAUACAAGAGCCGCUCAACAACAACUAUCAGAUAUAGAAUCUAGGCAUAAUGAAUUGCAAAAACUAGAAAAGUCUAUUAGUGAAGUUAGAGAUAUUUUUCUUGAAAUGGCCAUUCUAGUUGAAAGACAAGGUGAACAACUAAAUUGCAUUGAAUACUUUGCUAGUAAAGCUACUGAUGACAUUGAUAUGGGACGCGAUAGAAUCAUCAAAGGAUAUGAAAAAAAACGACGCUUAAAAAUUGUAAGAAUAAUUAUUGUUGAAUUUUUGGUUAAAAUUGCAAAUAUUACGAAAUCUUUCCUUUUUCUUUUUUCAGAGGAAAUUAAAAAUAGCUCUAGCAGUAUUUGUUAUAAUUUUAAUUAUUUUUAUAGGUAUUCUAUGUUCAUAAAAUUGCAUUUUAUGAUUAAUAAUAUUGUUAUACACCUAUCAAAUAGAUUUGUCAUAUAUUACUUGUAAAAGUAGAUCGAUAUUAAAAAUACUUUAUAUGUUAGAUGAGGUAAAUGUAUAUGAUAUAAUAUUUAUAUACAUUUCAAAUUACCAUU